AUGGUUAGAAAGGUUUUGGUUGAAAUCAUUGAAGGCAAAAACCCAGGAGAAAAGGUUUUGAACAAAAUAGAUCUUCCAGGUGCUGAACCUAAUCGAGUUUCCCAGGAGAUUGAGGAGGUUAGUCUACUGGACAAGAGAAAAUAUAUACAUGUUUUUGUUGUCGGAUUAGAUUGUAGCAAUGCAAUUUACUGCUCAGCAAAGGUUGGUUUUCAGUUGAUUUUCUUUGAAGGAAUGGGUAUUGCAGAGAUUUUGAAUGCAAUUGUUCAAAGGAUUCCCCCGCCUCGUGAUACUGCUGAAAGACCUUUCAGGGCUCUAAUAUUUGAUAGUUACUAUGAUUCAUACAGGGGUGUCGUUGUAUAUUUUCGAGUCAUUGAUGGAACAAUAAAGAAAGGUGACCGAAUCAUUUUUAUGGCAAGUGGGAAGGAUUAUUUUGCUGAUGAAAUUGGAGUUUUAUCUCCCAAUCAGUUGCAAGUUGGCGAAUUAUAUGCUGGUGAGCCAGAGACUAGUAAUGACUAUUUGUUUCUAUGUAUUGCCAUCGUAAUUCAUACUAGGGGCAGAGGCAACACUUUGUUUUCGUUGGAUGGAGCAGCGGUCACUGGUGGCUUUAACGAGAGAAAAUCAACGGCUUCAACAGGUGGCUUUAACGGUAGUUUCAACUAG
Ilex paraguariensis (yerba mate) is the source of this 660-nucleotide messenger RNA. The record is from the annotation of a GenBank genome assembly. NCBI's taxonomy places the organism in Eukaryota, Viridiplantae, Streptophyta, Magnoliopsida, Aquifoliales, Aquifoliaceae.